AUGGCGUCGAGUUUCUUCUCCGCUUCUCUUCGCCCAAUUUCGAACCAAUCUUCUUCUUCUUCGUCGUCUCGAUCCAAACAGAGACAUAAUCGCCUUCUCCAACUCGUUCGUUCUGACCGGAGCCAAAACGGCGUCACUGAAAACAACAACGAUCCUUCUUCCUCCGCACGCACUCAACUAGAUCUCCUCGAACAGCUAACUCCCACAAGCGACGGGUACAUGAGUGAUGGUGGUGGUUCGAGUGGAUUCACAAUCCGUGACCAAUUAGCUAUGCUUGUUGGUGGUGAUAGAGACGAUGAUGAAUUCACCAUUCCUUUAGGGAAAAACCUUAAGAAAGUGAGUCCUAAAUUCUUAACCAUUUCUCAGAAAAGGAACAUUAAGAGACAAUCUUACCUUAAUGAAGUCUCUCAGAGGAAUGAUUCUGUUUUCUUCGCUACGAUCGGCGCUUUUGUAAUCCUUCCACCUUUGUUCAUCCUAGGCUUUGCAAUCUUAACUGGCUAUGUUCAACUCUUCCCAUAA
Molecule: messenger RNA, 519 nt
Organism: Arabis nemorensis
Lineage: Eukaryota; Viridiplantae; Streptophyta; Magnoliopsida; Brassicales; Brassicaceae
Source: the annotation of a GenBank genome assembly